Molecule: messenger RNA, 1969 nt
Organism: Alosa sapidissima (American shad)
Lineage: Eukaryota; Metazoa; Chordata; Actinopteri; Clupeiformes; Clupeidae
Product: modulator of macroautophagy TMEM150B-like
Exons: 9
Coding region: 253-960 (235 amino acids)
Source: RefSeq, a predicted model, not a curated record
ACACACACACUGUCAUUGUAGAAUCCUCCUGUAUCUUACAACACAGAUGGAAUGCAGACGGCCCGGUUCUAAUGAGGAAAAAGAACACGGAACAGUUCUACUGCAACCUCUCAGAUGCGUGCAUUAGCAGCAGUGACAGCAGAGAGGAGUAGCCUACAUGUACCUUCUGUACUUAAAGGUAGGCUUGGAACCAGAGUAACAUACGUAAACAGGGCUGGGUGAUUCAAACACUUAAGGGAAUCUGAUUGGCUGAUGAUGUGGGCCUGGGCACUACUUCCUGUUUUCCUGGCGGUGUGGGGCAUUGUCGGAGUGUGGGUGGUGUUUGGCAUUGCAGUGUCCAACCACUCAGUUAAUGUGACAGAACAAUUCCCCUACAUCAGUGUGUGUGGCUCCUACUCUCCUCAGAGCUCAGUGUUUUCUCAGAUCUGUAAUGGGUGCACGUUCCUGAUUGUCUGGAUUGAUGUUAUCCGUUACCAACAGGUGCGUGACCUUGGUGACAACUGUUGCCAUGCCAACCGGGCGAGCUUGGUGAUAGGCCUCAUCUCUGCUGCAGCGGUAUCCGUCCUUGGAAACUUCCAGGUGUCCGUGUGGUUCUGGGUCCACAUGUCUGGGGCGGUCCUGGCCUUCUGCCUGGGUCUGGUCUACUUCUGGCUGCAAAUGUGGCUCACGCUGAAAGCUGAACCGUCUCAGGAUGGCCACUGGGUGGCGCUGCUGCGCGCUCUCCUCUGCAGCCUCUCCACAGUGUUCCUCCUCGGCAUCGUGGUUCUCCAAGUGUCUGGGUUCCGGUCUCUGGCGGCCAUAUCGGAGUGGGCGUUGGUCAUGACCUACUUCCUGCUGUUCGGCCUCUUCGCCGUAGAGUUCCGCCACGUCCACUGCUUCCGGGUCACCGUACAGGAGCACUCCGGUGGGAACAAGAGCUACGACAGACUCCACCAUAACAACGCCAUAACAAUGCCAUAAUAACGCCAUAACAACGCCGGCUACAGAAUAUAUUCUCAGACCACAUCAGAAGCCUAGACUAGAGCAAUACUAUAUUCUCAUUCAGCAAAACACCAGCACAGAGUCGGAGGAAGUCAACAGCAGCUGAGUUUGCAGGCACUCAUGUCUCUAGUCCCCAUACGUCUGGUCUAGUCCUCACAUAGGUCACUUGUCAUAUGUCUCUAGUCUAGUCCUCACAUAGGUCACUUGUCAUAUGUCUCUAGUCUAGUCCUCACAUAGGUCACUUGUCAUAUGUCUAGUCCAGUCCUCACAUAGGUCACUUGCCAUCACACCUGCAUCAUAUUAGCACCUGUACAUGCUAUCAACAAGAACACAAAAUGUUGAGCAGUGCAUGAAUAGGACCAGUAGCCUACACAAUAGAAUGGCAUGGAGAGAUCAUUUAAAAAUGUAUAUAUUGGAUCAGAAGCCUACACAAUGGCAUGGCAAGGUCAUUUAAAAAUGUAUAUAUUGGAUCAGAAGCCUACACAAUGGAAUGGCAAGAUUGUUUAAAAAAUAUAUAUUGGCGUUGAAAAAUAACUCUUUUGAGAUACUUUACUUUUGAUUUCCAUAAACUGUAAAUGGUAGUCAUCAAGAUUAGAUUACAACAACAACAAUGUUACAUUUAUAAAAUGCUUUUCUCAACAUUUAAAGCGCUUCACAGGGAAAGGGGAACCUCACUAACUACCACCAAUGUGUAUUCUUCACUGUAGGCCUACAGUAUGUGUAAUUCAUCUAGAUUAUAUGAAUGUUUCACUUUUUAAAUAAAUUACAGGGGGGGAACUUUUCCAUGAUAUUAGUUUUUGGAGUUCCACCUGGAUGUGUUGUGCAUGAACGAGUUCAAAAGAAUGUGUUCUUUGAACACAAUAAUUUUUAUGAGAACGUUGAACUGAAUGCAACGUAUUUGCAAAUAAAGAACUUGAACGUGAACUUGUUCAGAUUAGGUGACGUUCACUGCCAUUGUUUAGGCCCAAUUAAACGUUACGGAAUUGUC